CAGGUGGCCUUCAACUGGGCCGUGCCUGAUCACAAUGCGGACGCCUUCCGGUCACCCUGGCCCGCGAGCAGGGACCUGGGGGACCGGCUCGUCUCGUGGCUCUUCGGUGGCAUGGCGCGCUGGGACAGCCAGUACUUCUUGCACAUCGCCGAGCACGGCUACACGUACGAGCAGACGCUAGCCUUCUUCCCGCUCUAUCCGUGGCUCGUCCGCCAGACCGCCGACGGCCUAGUCGACCCGCUCACCAAUGCCUGCCUUUCGCGCCACAGCGUGCUCCUCCUCAGCGCUGUUCUCGUCAACGUGUCGUUCUUCGCCGUCGCCGCCGUGGCGCUGCACCGGCUGACGCAUCAGCUCUUCUCAAAGGAGCACGCCGACGAGGCGGUCCUCUUGUUCUGCUUCAACCCGGCGUCCAUCUUCUUCAGCGCCUGCUACAGCGAAUCCGUGUUCGCAGCCGUCAGCUUCUUGGGCUUGCUGUUGCUCGAGCAGAACAGGCCGAACCUGGCGACGUUGUUUUUCUGCCUGGGCGGCCUUGUUCGGUCUAACGGGUUCCUGUCUGCUGGAUUCCUGCUCUAUUCUGGCUUGGUCUGUGGCUUGACACCUGUGAGAUCCGUCUUCCGGGCAUCAUUCUGCAUCCUGCCAUUCCUUUUGUUCCAGUGUUACGCGUGGUCACUGUUUUGCAUACCCGACUACUCUCAGCGAUUCUCUGCUGCAGUCCUGAAUCAGGCGGCUGAGUCUGGGUUCAGGCUGGCAGGGCGCAAUGCUUCGAAGUGGUGUUCGAAUCUUGUUCCUUUUUCCUACGGAUACGUCCAAUCACACUACUGGGAUGUGGGCUUUCUCAUGUAUUAUCGCCUGAAGCAGCUGCCCAAUUUCAUUCUGGCAUUGCCAGUCGUCAUAGUCGUCCUACAUUCGUCGGCCUCUGCUCUAAAGCACUGCAGUGACAGACGACACAUUCCGUAUCUUUUGCAUGUUGUUGGUUUUUUGAUGAUCACAGUUCUCUUUGCAAACGUUCAAGUGGUGACGCGGCUGAUUGCUGCCUCAAGCCCGGUGUUGUAUUGGACGACAUUUCUCAGUUCCAACAGAGUGGAAAGAAAGUUUCGCUCUGUUGUCUGGGCCGACGUUGCAGUGAACUUGUGGCAGAGUGAUAUCCAUUCUAAGCGCAUCAUCACCUAUUUCGUGGGCUAUGCAGUUUUGGGAACAGCCUUGCAUGUGAAUUUUUUACCGUGGACAUAACUAAGUUAAGUUGGAUGACCUGUCAAAGAAUUGUGAUAAGUUUUACGUCAUGAUAUGUUUAUACCUAAAAUGCCAGAAAUUACACCUUCUUACUUCAUGUACUUACAUGUCACUAUUCCUAGCUGACAUUUUAUAAUCAAGGUCAACUUCACUGAUAACGAGCCAAACACAUCUAUGUUUGACACUACAGGAUAUAUUCAGCAAACUGAGUUCUGCAGUAAUUUUCCAUGAAUGUUAAAGUAUCCCUUUUAAUUACAGGUUAGACUAUAACCCUGCUGACACUUGUACUACAUUUGGCAAAUCAAUUCUGCAGAAUCCUGCUAGGUUGAGUAAGGGUUACGAAAUAAAAAAAUGCCAUCCACCUGAAUGUUUGUUCUACUUUUGUCAAGGGCUUCUAUUAAAGAUUACCCUUACAGAUCGUCUUUUUGUGAUGUCAACAUUUGUGCCAAUGAUAAUUGAAGGUCAUUGUUGACCUGAAUAGGAGACGUCACUUGACGAGCUGUAGUGACUUGAUAUCAGAAACUUGCAUGUUGCUUGGUCGAGUAACAAAAGUAUGUGUUCCUUAGCCUGUAUCCAUUUUGAUGGAAUCUAAUACCUAUUGAUGUUUGCUGUUGUUCUUGGUCUGGUCAAAAGCCAGCCACACAUGGCAUCUUUACCUCUGUGUCUGCAUCUUCACCAAUGUGUGUUUGUAUGACAAUGAUAUAUGCAGUUUAUUACGCAGUCAGUAUACAACUGGUGUGCAUUGCUCUUGCUUGGCAGCCAUUUAUGUGAAUUCAGCAAACUGUCCUUAGUUUCAAUAUAUAUUCCAUGGUGAAUACUACAGUGGUUUCCAGCUUGUUUAAAAGGGCGAGAUGGGCAUGUUGGUACAUCCUUUCAAAAUGCUGCGGAGCUAAAAACAGACAAGAACGAUAAAAGAUGCACUUGUCCUUGUUAUCUUGUUUCGUGCUUGUCUGUUUUUAUCGCUGCGGUAUUUUCCAGCUUGUGUUUUAUGUGUUUCAUGUGUGUCUAUAUUAAAAAAUGUGGAAUUGUUAUGAAACAAUGACUACUUAUAAGCAAGCGGACUGUAGUGAACAUUCCAUGUUUUAUGUGCCAAAAGGCUCAGCGGAGCCGAAGAACAUUCUAGUCGUUUCCUCUCAGUUGCCGGUAUAGCAAGGACAAAUCAGUGAUGGUGAUUGUCCCGAUAUGUAGUUGCAAAUAAAUUAUUUUGUAGGG
Molecule: messenger RNA, 2442 nt
Organism: Rhipicephalus sanguineus (brown dog tick)
Lineage: Eukaryota; Metazoa; Arthropoda; Arachnida; Ixodida; Ixodidae
Gene: PIG-V
Product: GPI mannosyltransferase 2
Exons: 1
Coding region: 112-1230 (372 amino acids)
Biological process (GO): GPI anchor biosynthetic process
Cellular component (GO): mannosyltransferase complex; endoplasmic reticulum membrane
Molecular function (GO): alpha-1,6-mannosyltransferase activity; GPI mannosyltransferase activity
Source: RefSeq, a predicted model, not a curated record